AAGGCAUUCCAUUUUUCGUCAGUCGGUUCACGGGGAACAUCUAGAAAUUAGCCGAAGUUUUGUUUUAAUAAAAAACCGUGGGUACGAGUUUAAAAUAAAUUGUGUAACGAUGGAAGAUUUUUCUAAACUGCCUGCCAAGUGGUCGGGGGUUGGUUCCUAUGGCAGCCUCCAUUCAUCGCGCGCGCAGAGACGCACAACCACAUGACCUCAUACGGAGGGGGUAGCUGGCAUCAUCCUCCUGGAGAUCAACAGAAGGAGCCGUAACAUCAGAGAGAGAGGAAGCCCUACCACAGCCAUUCUCCCCUCCUCCCCCCCAUCCUCCCUUCUUCUCCCAUCAGACUGACAGAGAGAGAGAGAGAGAGAGUGAGGAAAAGAGUGAGGGAACGUGGGAAAAAAGGGGAGACAUGUACCAAACACUCCUCCUCUCUUCCUCUCUCUUCCUCCUCCAUGUCGCGGCCACUCCACAGUUCCACGGUCAUCACGGGAGGAGAGUGUGUGGCAGAGAUGUCCGUCACAGCAGUGUAGUCAAGAUGACAGAGUCGUUCGUCCAGCCCGUUCACAAGCCCUACAUCACCCUGUGUCAGGGGCACCGCUUCUGCAGCACCUACAAGACAGUGUACAGGGUGGCCUACCGUCAGGUGACCAGAGUGCCGCCAUUCUCACACUCUUAUCCAGAAUGCUGCCCGGGCUGGCGACAACUCCACUCACACAACUGUAACCAAGCGGUGUGUGUCCAGUCCUGUAUGAACGGAGGAACGUGUUUAAGACCCAACCACUGUGCCUGUCCUCUGGGCUGGAUAGGACGACACUGCCAAACAGAUGUGGAUGAGUGCAGUGAGCAGCAGCCCUGUUCUCAUAAGUGUGUGAACAUGGCAGGCAGCUACCGGUGUGUUUGUAGAGAGGGCUACAGGCUGGCAAGGGACAGACACUCUUGUGAGAGCCUUCCUCCUCCUCCUCCUACACCUCCUGCCCCUCCCGCCUCUCCCACCCGCCCUGGCCAGGCAGCAGCAAACGAUUACAGACCCCCCUCCAGUGAUACAGGUGGAAGGGUCACAGAGGAGGUACAGAGCCUGAAGAACAGAGUAGAGCUGCUCGAGCAGAAGCUCCAGUUGGUCCUAGCCCCCUUCACCAGUCUGUUCCCCAUGUCGCUGGACGAGGGCAUGUCUGACAAGACCAGCUUCCUGUCUCACUCCUUUCAGCAGCUGGACCGCAUCGACUCGCUCAGCGAACAAAUCGGCUUCCUCGAGGAACGCCUCGGUACCUGUUCCUGCCAGGAAAAUUAGACACAGAACAUGACUGGGUGAAAACCAACCAGACAUCUCCACAGUCUGAAUCCACAACACAAUAACAAUAGGAAUGGAAUGUUUGCCCCAGCCCAGGGAUAUGGUAGGAGGAAGAAAGUUAGCAGAACAUAGGCCUACUCAACGUUUGUGCAUUCAUGUUCAUGUACCAGCCCAAAGACUUGCUCUCGAGAACCCAAGGUAUUAACAAGACAUUCUGCCUUAUCUCAAGGGUUCUCAGCUAUAAACACUAGUUACCGGUAGCACCAUGUGAACUACAAUCUCAACGCUGUUUUAACAUUUAGAAACGUCCAUAAUCAUCGCUUCCGAUACGGUUUCUGAAACCUAGAAAACGUAUCUUUCAUAUCAGCGGGAAUGAAUCUUUCAAAUAAAAAAGAUACUUACUGAAACAGGUUUGCCCAGAUCCUUACGUCUGUGUGCCUCCAGCCUUCAAACUACACUUCCUCCCCAGUUACGCUUACACACAGGUUUUCGAACACACUCUAGAUAGCUAGUUAGCACAGGUGGUCGUCUCUGUCCACCAUCUGUCUUCCGCAAACAAGCGCUGCAACAUGGAGAUAUGGCUGUGUGCAUGGGAACACUCACCCUAACCAUAUAAAAGGUGUGUAGUAAUUUAACCUUUUUGGUUUUUUUACAAUUAUUUCUCGCUGAUAUGAAAGAUCCUUAUGUUUCCCAAACCGUACCACAAGCGAUGUGCGUUAACAUUCAGAACGAGGCUCUUAACAAGAACGGGGCUCUAACAAAGCUCCCCUGGCCAGAAGAUACCGCCAUGAAUAGACGCUAAAAGUAGUUUGUGUGUAUGUUUCAGGGUUCAUUGAGUGGCGCAGCAGUCUAAGGCACUGCAUCACUACAGAUCCGGGUUCGAGUCCUAUAGGGCGGCGCACAAUUGGCCCUGCGUCGUCUGUGUUAGGGGAGGGUUUGACCGGGGUAGGCUGUCAUUGUAAUUACAAAUUUGUUCUUAACUGACUUGCCUAGUUAAAUAAAAGUUAAAAUAAAUGAGCUAGCCAAAGACUAGCUCUAUGAUGGGCAAACCUGUCAUGUGCUGAGUCUCUUUUCUCUCCCAACAGCAUGAUUUCAUGUCUUUACAUUGCUGUUCUACCAAAAGAUAUAGAAUAGCGUAACAUCAGUACCUGUGGCAGGGUUACUGGGGCCUCGUUCUCCCAUUACCACAUUACUGGACAAUCUGAGAGUCUAAGGUCAAACAGCCAUUUUGACUAUGAUGUAUCUGGUUUCCGUGUCUUAGGUUCACAUCAGUGCAGCUGGUUUCACUGUCAGAGCCCCCAUGGUGGGUCUCGCAUGGACAUCUGUAUUUAUCUAUUUAAGUUAUAAUUCCUUGUGCUUAUCUCAGAGCUACAAUAGACAGUUGGCUUUUUUCAAAUCUUUUUUUUUUUUUUUUACAUAGCUUUGUACCUUUUGUAAUAAAAUGGAUCAAUUAAAAA
Molecule: messenger RNA, 2740 nt
Organism: Oncorhynchus gorbuscha (pink salmon)
Lineage: Eukaryota; Metazoa; Chordata; Actinopteri; Salmoniformes; Salmonidae
Product: epidermal growth factor-like protein 7
Exons: 9
Coding region: 405-1283 (292 amino acids)
Biological process (GO): anatomical structure development
Cellular component (GO): extracellular region; cell surface
Molecular function (GO): calcium ion binding; signaling receptor binding
Source: RefSeq, a predicted model, not a curated record